Passer montanus (Eurasian tree sparrow) is the source of this 984-nucleotide messenger RNA. Its product is annotated as olfactory receptor 4S2-like. NCBI's taxonomy places the organism in Eukaryota, Metazoa, Chordata, Aves, Passeriformes, Passeridae. Gene Ontology annotation, cellular component: membrane. Gene Ontology annotation, biological process: G protein-coupled receptor signaling pathway. The record is from RefSeq and is a predicted model, not a curated record. Gene Ontology annotation, molecular function: olfactory receptor activity.
AUGCGCACAACUGGUUUUGCAGUCCCAAAUCAGAUUGGCACAGAACACUCCAGCAGCAUGAAGGAAUUCAUCCUCCUGGGCCUCUCAGAGAACCAAGGGGUGCAGAAAAUAUAUUUUGUGGUGUUCCUGCUUUUCUAUAUGUUCACAGUGGCAAGAAAUCUCACCGUUCUCACUGUGACAAGCAGCCGGUGCCUGAACUCCCCCAUGUACUUCUUCCUCUGCCACUUUUCCUUUGUAGAUGUUUGUUACUCCUCUGUUGCAGCUCCCCAAAUGACUUCUGGCUUCCUGGUGGAAAACAACACCAUCUCCUUUGCAGUUUGCAUAGGGCAGCUCUUGGGGCUUCAUUUUUUUGGCUGCACAGAGGUUUUCAUCCUGACAGCCAUGGCCGUGUGCCGGCCCCUGCACUACCCCGCGCUCACGUCCCGCCGCCUCUGCGGCUGCAUGGGGGUCUGCUGGGUGGGGGGAUUCCUGCAUUCCCUCCAGACCCUUCCCACUGCCCUGCUCCCUUUCUGUGGCCCCAAUAAAGUCACCCACUACUUCUGUGAUGCCCGCCCCCUGCCCCUGGCUUGUGCCGAGGGCCUGGCCACGGUGGCCAGCAGUGGGGUCAUAUCCCUGAGCUGCUCCACCCUGGUCACGUCCUGCGUGGUCAUCCUGGUUUCCCUGAGGGGCCAAACACUGGCAAGGUGGCACAAGGGUCUGUCCACGUGUGGGUCCCACAUCACUGCGGUGAUCCUGUGCCUUGGACCCAGCACUUUUGUUUACACCCCAUCCAGUGGCUUGUCCAAGGACAGGAUGUUCUACAUGCUCAUCACACCCAUGCUCAACACCCUCAUCUACCCCCUGCGGGAUGGGGAGGUGAAGGGAGCCAUGAGGAAACUGUGCAGGAGGGAAGGGGGAAGCAGAAAUGGGAAGGGGUGGGGCUGUGGUCAUGUUCCCAAAGGAUCAGAGAAAAUCAAGCAUGUUUUGCUGAAAUUUCUUCUGUGA